Molecule: messenger RNA, 1821 nt
Organism: Mercurialis annua (annual mercury)
Lineage: Eukaryota; Viridiplantae; Streptophyta; Magnoliopsida; Malpighiales; Euphorbiaceae
Product: desmethyl-deoxy-podophyllotoxin synthase-like
Exons: 2
Coding region: 141-1667 (508 amino acids)
Molecular function (GO): iron ion binding; monooxygenase activity; heme binding
Source: RefSeq, a predicted model, not a curated record
ACACUUGUUAAAUUGAAUCAAAUGACUAACCCAACAAGCAAAAAUUAUACACAAGUUGAUUGAGUACUAUAGCACACAAGCUAACUUCAAAACAUCUCUGCAAUUUGUCUUACUUUCUCGAAAAAUAACUUUUUUUUUCCAUGGAAUACCAAUUCUCUUUCUUCCCAGUCCUUUUGACCUUCUUCCUCUUUAUGUUUAUGGUAUUCAGAAUAUGGAAGAAAUCAAAAACCAGCCACUCAAUUCCAAAUCUUCCACCAGGUCCAAGGAAGCUACCUUUAAUAGGAAGCAUGCACCAUUUAGUUGGCUCUCUACCCCAUCGCCGCCUUAGAGACUUGGCCAACAAGUAUGGACCUCUUAUGCAUCUUCAGCUCGGUGAGCUUAGUAAUAUCGUCGUUUCUUCGCCGGAAAUGGCUAAACAAGUGAUGAAAACACAAGAUAUCAUCUUUGCUCAAAGGCCUAGUUUUCUUGCUGCAAGUUUUGUAAGUUAUAAUUAUAGAGACAUCGUGUUUGCGCCAUACGGUGACUAUUGGAGACAGAUGCGAAAAAUUUGCACGCUCGAGCUACUAACCGCAAAACGCGUGCAGUCGUUCAGAUCAAUCAGAGAAGAAGAAGUAUCCAAACUUAUAAGAUCAUUGUCUUCAGAUGCAACGGGAUCACCAAUCAACUUUAGCAAGAUGUUCAAUGCUGUGACCUACAGCAUCAUUUCAAGAGCAGCAUUUGGUAAGAUAUGGAAGGGAGAAGAAAUUUUCAUACCAACUGCAAAGCAAAUGUUAGAAGCAUGUGGAGGUUUUACUCUCGGCGAUGUGUAUCCUUCCAUCAAAUUCCUCCACUGGUUGAGCGGAACGGUGCCUAGGCUUACGAAAAUGCAUCAACAAAUGGAUAAAAUUUGCCAGAAUAUCAUUGAUGAUCACAGAGCUAAAAGGGAUGAAGCAAAAUCACAUGCUUAUGAUGAAGAAGAUUUUGCAGAUGUCCUUCUCAACUGUCAGGAGCAAGGAGACCUGGACAUCCCUAUAACAGACGACAAUAUAAAAGCAGUCCUUGUGGACACUUUUGUUGCUGGUAGUGAGACAUCAUCCACAACAGUAGAAUGGGUGAUGUCCGAGCUUCUAAAAAAUCCUAGAGUGAUGGAAAAGGCGCAACACGAGGUGAGAAGAGUCUUUGGAAGAGAAGGUAAAAUGGACGAAGCCCGUAUCCAGGAACUCAACUACCUGAAGUUGGUAAUCAAAGAAACACUAAGAUUACACCCUCCUCUUCCAUUAGUACUCCCAAGAGAAUGCAUGAAGAGCUGUGUGAUUAACGGUUACGACAUUCCGGUUAAAUCCAAAGUCAUUGUGAAUGUAUGGGCGAUUGCAAGAGAUCCCAAUUACUGGAAAGAAGCUGAGAGAUUCUAUCCAGAAAGAUUUGAGGAUUGCUCAAUCGAUUUCAAGGGAAAUGACUUUGAACUUCUUCCAUUUGGUGCUGGAAGAAGGAUUUGUCCAGGAAUGUUGUUUGGUAUGAGCAAUGUUGAGUUUCCACUUGCUCAGUUGCUUUACCAUUUUGAUUGGAAGUUACCUGAUGGAGUGAAACCGGAAACUCUCGACAUGGAUGAAGAUUUCGGAGCUGUAGUGAAGAGGAAAAACAAUCUCUGCUUAAUCCCUACGCCUUAUAUUCCUCCACUUGCCAAGUAAAAUCUCAAGGAAAUUAGUAAGAUUGGAGUUUUAGAUAUUCGGUCGAUUGAUAAGGCCACAUUUGUAUAAUUAUUUGUGUUCAUUUAUGUUACUAAGGCAUUGACCUUACUGUCUAAAUAGUGUUUGUCGGAAUGUGAUGAGCUUUUAAGGUUGA